Molecule: messenger RNA, 481 nt
Organism: Cylindrotheca closterium
Lineage: Eukaryota; Bacillariophyta; Bacillariophyceae; Bacillariales; Bacillariaceae
Source: the annotation of a GenBank genome assembly
GGAUAACGCCAAAGUCCUAGUCCUUCUCAGCAAGUUUAUUGUGGGGAAUACCAAAGCUGAAGCGACUCUCCAAGCCAUCAACAUUGCAGGCAAUGGAAGAGAAGCAUUCAACGCACUACGUACCCACGACAAAGGCAAAGGGAUACUAGCCAGCGACAUUGUCAAAGCCAAACACACCAUCAGAGAACUGUGUUACGUUGGCGAAAAACAAAAAAUGAACUGGUCCAUGUUUGAACGAAUGUUAAAGAAAGCGUAUGCAACAUGCAACAAACAUGAGGGGAGAGAAGUCCAUUCAGACGCAAUGAAACUGCGUAACCUGCAAAGCAAGGUUACAGCACCAUUCCUACAACUGAACAAGACGGCAAUUGAUACUGAAAUUGGAAAAAAGACCGAUGUUGAUGACUUUCAUGACAGCAUUACGAAUCUACCAAACUGCAGUGAGAGAAUAGAUUCCCCAGGGAACCAGCAAUGCAACCGAUAG